Messenger RNA from Entelurus aequoreus (snake pipefish), 1509 nucleotides. RefSeq names its product protein phosphatase 1, regulatory (inhibitor) subunit 7 (gene ppp1r7). Gene Ontology annotation, molecular function: protein binding. The record is from RefSeq and is a predicted model, not a curated record. Lineage: Eukaryota; Metazoa; Chordata; Actinopteri; Syngnathiformes; Syngnathidae. The transcript has 10 exons. Bases 75 to 1112 code for a protein of 345 amino acids.
GCCAUCUUGUGGUACACCCUUGUAGUGCUGCCUUUUGAUUGGCUGAGCCGUUGCCAGGACUGUUUACGGGAAACAUGGCUUCCCUGUCUGUUGUAGAGCCUCAAGAAAUGGAAGUGGAUCGAAAGGGAGAGUCUGAAGAGUCAGGUGAUGAUGAGACCAGGAGGAAGAGCAUAAAUGGCGACAUGGAUCCAAAUCAGCCGGCUGCCUCAAAUAAGGAAGAGUCUCCUGUCGACAUGGAUACCAUCACUUUGGACCCGGAAGAGGAGGAUGUUGAUCUUGUUCAUUGUCGUAUUGGAAAAAUUGAAGGACUGGAAGUACUACAGAAAGUUAAAACCCUCUCCUUACGACAGAAUCUUAUUAAAAAGAUAGAAAACCUCGACAGUUUGACCUCGCUGCAGGAGCUUGAUUUGUACGACAAUCAAAUCCGCAAGUUGGAGAACAUCAACAAGCUCACAGAGUUGGAGCAGCUUGACCUGUCCUUCAACCUUUUACGAAAGAUGGAAGGUUUGGAUCAGCUGACUCAGCUGAAGAAACUUUUUUUGCUUCACAACAAAAUCAACGGCAUCGCCAAUUUGGACCACUUCACAUGUCUGGAGAUGUUGGAGCUGGGCUCCAAUCGUAUUCGAGUCAUAGAGAACCUGGACUCCCUCACAUCUUUGCAAAGCUUAUUUCUUGGUACCAAUAAGAUCAACAAGCUGCAGAACAUGGACAGUUUACACAGCCUGACGGUGUUAAGCAUUCAGAGUAAUCGGAUUACUAAAAUGGAGGGGCUGCACAACCUCGUCAGUUUGCGAGAGCUCUACCUGAGCCACAAUGGCAUUGAGGUCAUCGAGGGUUUGGAGAACAAUAAAAAGCUGACAACUCUGGACAUCGCAGCCAACAGAGUGAAGAGGAUUGAAAACAUCAGUCAUCUGACAGAGUUGCAGGAGUUCUGGAUGAACGACAACCAGAUUGACAACUGGUCUGACCUGGACGAGCUGAAGAACGCCAAGUCUCUGGAGACGGUGUACCUGGAAAGAAACCCGCUACAGAAGGACCCACAGUACCGACGAAAGAUCAUGCUUGCACUCCCCAGCGUCCGCCAGAUCGACGCCACCUUUAUCCGCUUUUGAAGUGCAGUAUGUACAAUCCAUGUGACUUAUUUACAGUGUUCACCCUCUAGUCACAAAAAAUGUUAUCAUUUUGUAUGCAUUGGCCUCGCUCCUUAUACAAAAGGUAAAGUCGCACAGCUCACUCAAUAUACAUGAAUGCACUCAUUCACGACUUGAGCUAUUGUGUGGAAGCUCAUAUAUUUACAAUGCUGGAUAUUAACUGUGAAAAAUCACGAGAAUCACAUUUGUUUCCUGCACUUGUUGUACUCUUCAUGAAAAUCACAAACGGCAUAUUUUAAGAUGCACUGCAAGAGAGAGAAGACUCAACAGUUCCAAAGUCACGCCGUCAGAAUACUGUCCACUGCACACUUAAAAACACUCCCGAACCAGGUAUUAAAGACAAAAGAUGCAACUUUUA